This is a messenger RNA of Passer domesticus (house sparrow), 7610 nucleotides long. It is a transcript of the gene NRK, whose product is annotated as Nik related kinase. Gene Ontology annotation, biological process: protein phosphorylation. The transcript has 31 exons. The record is from RefSeq and is a predicted model, not a curated record. Gene Ontology annotation, molecular function: ATP binding; protein kinase activity. Bases 174 to 3923 code for a protein of 1249 amino acids. NCBI's taxonomy places the organism in Eukaryota, Metazoa, Chordata, Aves, Passeriformes, Passeridae.
CCCGACCCCGCCGCACGUCACUUCCUCGCAAACUUUUUCCCCGAGCUGCUCUCUCCGCUGAAGUUGGCGGCGGAGGGCGGCGGGCCGGGCCGGGGCGGGCGCUGGGGCCGGCCGGGCAUGCCCGGCUCGCCGGGGCGCGGCGGGGCCGGCGGCGGCACCGUUAGCUCGGAGCCAUGGCCCGCAGCCUGGACGGCAUCGACCUGGCGGCGCUGCGGGAUCCUGCGGGAAUAUUUGAACUGGUGCAGGUUGUUGGAAAUGGGACAUAUGGACAAGUCUACAAGGGUCGCCAUGUUAAGACUGGGCAGCUGGCAGCAAUCAAAGUGAUGAAUGUUACUGAGAAUGAAGAGGAGGAAAUCAAGCUGGAGAUAAACAUGCUGAAAAAGUACUCCCAUCACCGGAAUAUUGCUACAUAUUAUGGGGCUUUUGUGAAGAAAAGUCCUGCAGGCCAAGAUGAUCAGCUCUGGCUGGUGAUGGAGUACUGCGGGGCAGGCUCUGUCACCGACUUGGUAAAGAAGACAAAAGGGAACUGUUUCAAGGAAGACUGGAUUGCUUACAUCUGCAGAGAGGUUCUCAGGGGAUUGGCACAUCUUCAUGCUCACCAUGUCAUCCAUCGAGAUAUUAAAGGGCAGAAUGUUCUUCUCACAGAAAAUGCAGAAGUAAAAUUGGUGGAUUUUGGUGUAAGUGCUCAGCUGGACAGGACAAUUGGGAGAAGAAACACAUUUAUUGGCACCCCAUAUUGGAUGGCACCCGAGGUCAUUGCUUGUGAGGAGAACCCAGACUCUACCUAUGAUUACAGAAGUGACCUGUGGUCCCUGGGAAUCACUGCUAUUGAAAUGGCUGAAGGAGCUCCUCCCUUGUGUGACAUGCAUCCCAUGAGAGCACUCUUCCUCAUCCCAAGGAACCCGCCCCCAAAGCUGAAAUCCAGAAAAUGGUCAAAGAAGUUCCUAAAUUUUGUUGAGAGCUGCCUUGUAAAGCAUUAUUUGCACCGUCCCUCCACGGAGACCCUGCUGAAGCAUUCCUUCAUCCGCGACAUGCAGAACGAGCGGCAGGUGCGCAUCAUGCUGAAGGACCACCUGGACAGGACAAGGAAGAAAAAAGGAGAGAAGGAAGAAACGGACUAUGAUUACAGUGGAAGUGAGGAGGAAGAUGAUGAGCUGAAUGAAGAUGAAGGAGAACCAAGCUCCAUAGUUAACCUCCCGGGGGAGUCAACUCUCCGCCGUGAGUUUCUGAGGCUGCAGCAGGAGAACAAGAACCGUUCGGACCCUCACCGGCAGCAGCAGCAGCUCAAGGACCAGGAGAAGUACAAGAAGCAGCUGCUGGCAGAGCGGCAGAAGCGCAUCGAGCAGCAGAAGGAGCAGAGGAGGAGGCUGGAGGAUCACCAGAGGCGAGAGCAGGAGCUACGAAGGCAGCAGGAGUGUGAGCAGAGGUGGCCAGAGGUGAAAGUCAGUCAGAGGAAAGAGGAAAGGUGUAAAGAAGACAAAAGGGCUGUGGAAGAUGAAUACUUCAUAGUAGAUGGACAGAGGAAGUUAGAAAAGAAGCAGGCAACUUGGUUAUUCUCCAAGGCAUCAUUGUCUCUGAGGUUCAUCACUCUCUGCUUUCAGAAGAUGGAGGAUGUGCAGCACACCAGGAAGAUGCACAGAACCCUCCCCAAGGAUCAGACACAGCUGCUGUCUCUCCAGCAUGACCACAAGCAGAAGAAGGAGCCUUCCAAGAGUUCAAAUGCAGGAGUGCACCCUCCAUCAAGCAGCACAAGCAAAGAGGCCGAGGACCGAGCCAAGAAGAGCGACGGCGCGCAGCCGUGCCCGUGGCCAGCGGCGCUGGGACACGAGGCCACCACGCAGGCCAGGAUGGGAUCCGGGAGCAGCUCCAGCCCCUGCACCCCUGCCCCACAGCGAGCCCUGCUAGUGCAGUGUGAGAAUUUCCGGGCUAGUAAGGACGUGUACCACAGCAGCUCCCUGUCAGACAUGGUGACAGCUCCACUCAGCCCUGGGCAGGACGAUGUGUUCUGGAGCACGAGCCACAGCAAAGAGCAGCCCCCAAAGGUUCCAGAAAGGACAACCUCAAAAUUUUACAGCAGGGAUCAGCCUGGCCAUCAGAGAUGCCUUUCAAGUAACGCUCAUCAGUCAUCCCCCGGGGGACAUGCUCUGAAGCUGAACAGUAGCAGCAGCACUCCUGGCACCAAGCAGUGGGAGAUGGGAUCUCAUCAGAGCAGCUGGUCAGCCUCAGGGAAUCCAGGACUGGCCAAGGCAGAGAAUGUUUUGUCCCAGAACCACGUGCAGUUGCAUCAGAAGCCUGAAAAAGUUUCUCAUCCAGGCCGGAUUGCAAGUCCAGGCUCCUUUGCCAAGGUGAAGGACAGUGCCAACUCCUUGUUAAAGGCAGCAGACUAUUCCUCCUCAAGUGAUGAAGUCAGCAGCAGCAGCAGCAGUGAUGAAGAUGACACAAACCACACAAGGCAACUGCCAAGCGGCAGAAUUGCAGAUUUCUCAAGGACGAGGGUACCAGAUGGAAUUGAACUGAAACCCCAAAGCACCGUGGCAGAACAGAAGGAUCAAAUUUUAGGGAAACAAAUUCCAAACACUCAAGAAGGCCUUUGGAGCAUAAACAACCAGAACUAUCUCCUGCCAGAUCUCCUCCAGCAAAGCCAAAUUACAGACUCCUCUGUGAACCCGCCACAAGUGCCACUGACUUGCCAGGAACCUCAGAACAAACCUCUGACUAAGAGCCCAUGUGCUGAAAGCCCACCUGCCAAGAGCAGCACAUCCUCUACAACAUCCUUCACAUCAUUCAUAGAUCCGAGACUUCUGCCCAUCACCCCUCCCACCAGUCCAGUAGGACCUUCCUGUAGUUCUCCAUCUAGUGCCAAAACUGAGUCUGUCAGGAGGGAAAAUGCAAGGAAGGGCUCUGUUGUCAAUGUCAAUCCAACCAAUAUCCGCCCACAAAGUGACAGCCCAGAAAUCCGUAAAUACAAGAAGAAAUUCAACUCCGAGGUCCUGUGUGCUGCUCUGUGGGGGGUAAAUUUAUUGGUGGGAACAGAGAAUGGAUUGUGGCUGCUGGACAGAAGUGGGCAAGGAAGAGUUUAUACGCUGAUUACGAGGAGACGGUUCCAGCAAAUGGAUGUUCUGGAAGGACUCAAUGUGCUAAUUACUAUAUCAGGGAAGAAGAAUAAGUUGAGGGUGUAUUACUUGUCGUGGUUGAGAAAUAAAAUUUUGCGCAACGAUCCAGAGGUGGAGAAGCGGCAAGGCUGGGUGUCCGUGGGGGACCUGGAGGGCUGUGUGCACUACAAAGUUGUAAAAUAUGAGAGAAUCAAAUUCCUUGUAAUCGCUUUGAAAAACUCAGUGGAGGUUUAUGCUUGGGCUCCAAAGCCUUAUCACAAAUUCAUGGCUUUUAAGUCCUUUGCCUCACUUCAUCACAAACCACUAUCAGUUGACCUGACUGUUGAAAAUGGGCAAAGACUAAAGAUCAUAUAUGGCUCAGUAGUGGGAUUUCAUGCCAUUGAUGUGGACUCUGGAUCUGUGUAUGACUUGUACCUUCCAACACACAUCCAGGGGACGAUUCGCCCCCAUGCCAUCAUCAUCCUCCCGAACACCAGUGGCAUGGAGCUCCUGCUCACCUACGAGGAUGAAGGCAUCUACAUUGAUAUAUAUGGGCACUUCACAAAGGAGACUGUUCUGCAGUGGGGAGAAAUGCCAGCAUCUGUAGCUUACCUUCAGUCCAAUCAGGUCAUGGGCUGGGGAGAAAAAGCAAUUGAACUACGCUCUGUGGAAACAGGAAAUCUGGAAGGAGUAUUUAUGCACAAGAAAGCACAGAAGCUAAAAUUUCUAUGUGAAAGAAAUGACAAGGUGUUCUUUGCAUCUGUACAGUCAGGAGGCAGCAGUCAAAUAUACUUUAUGACUCUUGGUCAAAAUGUACUAUUCAACUGGUAAAGCACAUCAAAAUGAAGAAAAUGAAAAAUUCCCUGUAGGUAGCAGUGUAAAAUUCUCAGAGGUAAUACAAACAAAUUUGCACUUCUUACCUACAAAAAUGUUGUCAUUAUUGACUUAUUAAAAUUCAUAUUCUUUCAGUCUGGAAAGAAUUCCAUUUUCCUGUUGAAGUAUUGCAAACAUGUUUAGUUUGUCUUUCAAAGUAUGUUGCAAACAAAGAUUGUAUUAGGAGACUUUAGUGAAGAAUGUAGCCAAUAUAAGAAGCUCCUUUACUCUGAAAAAUGGACAGUUUCACUUUCACAGGUGAUGUAAUGUUGGUAUCUUGAACUGAAGUUACUUUUUAUGGACAGUGACAGCUGUAGGUAGAUACAAAAUCACAGUUGGAAUCUAUUUUGAAUUGGGGUUGGGCUCCUUUUGGAGUUUAAGGAAGCUGUUACUGUGUCACCAAGGUGAACUUGAAUGACUUGUCCAAGCCUUACAACAGGGAAGGAGUAAGAGUUUGUGGUGGGUCCCAGCAGACCAGAAGGUUUGAGGGAUCCUCCUUGGACCUUGAGGGGUCAUCCCCUGUGCUGGGUGGAUAGGUGUGUUUCAGUACAGAGUUGUAAAAAUAAUUAAUUCUGAACAUGUGCCCCAGCUGGGAGAUUUUUACAAAUGCAGAGGGGGACAGACUUCUGUUUCUCUCAGGGCUGGAUGCCUGAGCCCAUAGACACAGUUACUGUAGGAGGUAUGUGUAAAACAGUUUAAAUAGUCUGUCAAAAUCAUAGAUGCAUAAAGCAUUAUGAAACAGAACCUGUAACUUUCAUUCACAGCUGGGACCCACUCUCAUAUGAAUUGAUUUAAAGGCACUACCCAUGUAUAUAAAGAAGGGCACAAGAGCAGGCACUUUCUUCCUUCUUGCUCUUUCACAUCAAGUCUUUGUGUAUUUUUAUGUAAAUAUAACCUUUCCACAAUCGAUAUUAAAAUUAACAAAUGUAUUCUUAAUGUAGUUAUGAAAAUACCCAAAGAGUUAAUCUAUUAUAAAUAGAAAAGAUAAAUAAUUCCAGGUGCUUUCUAUGCUAAUUACAUCUAAAUAAAGCUGCAUCUUCUAGUGUUAUUGGUGCCAGUGUUUCUGCAUAAACUCUGUUCUCAGGGGCUUAUAAGUUGGCCAUAAAAAUAUAGAGAUAUAAUAUAUACAUACAUAUAUAUAUAUAUACUAUAUAUAUCAUAUACUAUGAUUCAGUUGUAGGGUUUAAUGUAAUCCUCAUGUAGCUGAUUUUUGGAUGUGCUUUGAAAAUGUAGAGCUUCAAAUAUAAUACAACAGAGCUCAUUCCAGACAUGAUACAGUAGGGAUAAUGCUGUGGGCAAAAGUGAAAUCACUAGUUCCAGUGCUUGAAGAUAGGGUUUUUUACUUGAAAUAUUUGAUACUGAAAGGUGCAGGAAAAGUGUGUUGGAAUAUGUGUUCAUCUACCUCAAGGAUGAUGAUUCUGUGUUGGCUGAGGCAGAGUAGAGCUGUUGGAAGUGGCAGCUGUGCUGUCCAGUACGUCAGCCUGGUGCUGGCAGUGAUGCUGUGACUGACAGGUGCUCAGAACUGCUGUCCCUGUGUGUGUCACCAGGGAAUCAAUCUGGGGGCUAACCACCCUUCCCCUUGCUCCCUGUGCUGGCACCUCACUGCUGCAGGCGGGUCAGAGGUGCCUGCACUGUUGCUGUUAUGUUUUUGGCUCUGUGGAGGACUGCACUUUCCAAAGUUACUAACCUAGCACUUUUCACAGGCAAUAGCUUAUCUCAAAAUGUAUAGUGCUUUUUAAUGAAGAAUUUUCCUUUUAAAUGUUUAACUAACAGAAAAACAAGCCUAAAGCCAUACUAAAAAAAUACAGUAAACUACUCAAAGUGGUUCUAAAUGUAUGUGAGUGAUUAGCUUGUGUGCACAAUUGAAACCUGAAUGGAAACUGCUUGAGCAGAGCUGUGUGACAACAGGACCUCUGUCUGGUUGUAGUAAUGUUCCUCCUGUUGCCAGGGCUGGGGCAAAUGAGUAAAGCCUGGCUUGGCUCCCUGUGCUGCUGAACACUUGGGCUCAUUGAAUUGGACUCACAGAACAAACAGAAAAAAAAAAAGCCACAACAAAACCAAACAAGUCCAAAUCUAUAACAGAACCAGAGAUCAAAGUUACAAUUACUGGCAAAAAGUAAGUUGCAGACAAUCAAUUUUUAAGCAACUUACUUGCUUUUGAUUUAAAAGUCUAAGAGACUGUGAAGGAAGAGCAGCUUUCAUUUUGCACACAGUAGCUGUGCAAAACUGACAAAGCUGCUCAUGCUGUAAGUAAUCAGAGAUCCAGAGAUCCAUUACUGCCCUGCAAUAUUUUGAAAGUGUGCUUAUCUCAGCAGCAUCUGUAUUACAGAGGAUCCAUGGGAUUUUUCCCUGCUCUGGUGCCAACAGGUAGGAGGCUGAUAUUUUCCUGAUGCUAGGGACUUUUUAAAAAGAAUUUAGUGGGACUUUAUAAAAACUCAUAUGAACAGAUUAAAGAAGCAAAUGUGAUCAAACUUAAGUUUACUGUAGCAGAAAAUUACAACAAUGACAAUACAUUGACACACUGUGAAGAAGUUUAACUCCAUGCUAAAAGGGAAAAUACCCAAAUAACCCCAAGUUCAAGAGAGGGAAUAUGCACUAUUACAUUGGGAUUGUAAUUCAUUCUGUUUCCCUCUAUUAGCUUUCUUCUUUCUAGCUGCAAUUCAAGGCAGUGAGUUGGAUUUUCAUCUUCUAUUCACUAUAAAAAAAACAUUAAAAACUUUCCAUGUGUAAUUAUGGAAAGCAUGAGGCACUUAGAGGUGAAUGCUUUUGAAGGAUUUAGAAGUGAGAUUGCAAAUAGCAACAGCAGCUGGAUGCAACAAGGAGAAACCUGUGGCAUUGUCCCUCUAUCAAGAGAUAGUCAGAAUGGUUGGAGAUGAGAAAGAGCCCAGAGAUGUUGAGAAGAGUAACAAGAAAGGGGAAGUGACUGAAGAGGAGGGAAAAGCUGAAGAAAAGAAACAUGAGUAGCCAAAGGUAAGGGAGUGGAUGUCUGGCACAGCAUAUUGCUGUAGGAGGAAUACAAAAGGUUAAAAAAUGUUAAGGAAAAGAAAGCAGCCAAAGAAAUGGAAAGGUAUCUGAAGUGACUGGGGGGCACUGAAUGAGGGAGUAUUUUGAAUAACUGUUCAGCUCAAAGCAAAAGUACAAAGGCCAGAAGACAAAAAUCCAAUAACCAAGGUUAUCCAGACAUAAUUUUAACUAUGCAAAAUGUAGAUCAAAUUUGUAAUUUCAUUUUGUGAGGUGUUUCACUAGCUGUACUGUUUCACUAACUUUUAAAACCAAGGACUAAAUUGCUUAAUGUGUUUUUCUAGUGAUGUCACUUUGACAUGAAAGAAUGCUACAGGGGCAGAAUGUCAAGGAUCCAUGUCAUUAACCCUUUGGUACAUGCAGUCUCCAAGUGACAGGUGGUGCUCAUAAUGUUAUAUUUGCCACACGAGAUUGUGCUAAUGCUGCAGCAAUGUAGAGCUGUGUGUAUGUGCCUGCUUUCAUUUUAGGCAUGGUGAACUCUCUUUUUCAGCCUGAAGCUUGGCACAUGACUUCAAAACCUGGGAACCAUGCAAGUUAUGUACUGUACACUGUAUAUUGUUCUCUAAUGUGGAAAUUGUACAAUUGAAACAGUAAUAAAAAUACUCUGAAAAAUCAAAACUAGUA